AUGAAUUUUAAAAUUAAGGUGGAAAAGUUGAAAGAACUCAAAGAAUCACAGAAAAAUGAUAUCUCAUUUGAUGAAAAUCAAUUUCUGCAACAUUGUGCUGAUUUAUGGAAACAGUUGGAUAAUUAUAAGCGGAAGAUAGAAGAAGUGAAAAAUACGAGUGAACAGCAUUUCAAAGAAAACACACUUAAAGAUUUGGAAACAAUGACUGAUCAAUUGUCAAAUUUAAUGACUUCCAAUAAAAUCACCAUGACAAAUGAUAUCGUCAAAAUACCUCCUAUCGAAACUAUACGAGAAGAAGAAAAGGUGUCGAUGGAAGAAAUGAAUAAUUUACAAAGGGAGAAUAUUACUGAAGUUUCAUCGAAGGAUUCAUCAUCAGAUCCAGAUUAUGAUUCUGAUCAUUCGAUUGUUGAGGAACGGGAAGAAUUGAAAAAUGCAGGAAGCACUGAAAAUAAUCGAUUCAUUGCUGUGGCUAAUUUCGAAGCACAAGAAAAAAAUGAUUUAACUUUGAGGAAAAAUGAUUUAGUACGAAUUAUUGCUACUCGACAAGAUGGCUGGUGGCUAGCAGAAAAUGCAAAUGGUGUUCGUGGAUUCGUUCCAAAAACAUUUUUGAAGGUUUACAAAGAAUUGAAUGAAUCUAAAGAAGUAGCAGAAGAGUUUAAUAAACCUUUACCAAUGCCUCAGCAAACUAUCAUGCGAGCUGGAUAUUCCCGAAUAAUCAAAAAUGAAGAAAUUACUGAAAAAUCAAAAGCUUCAAAAGCACACAUUUCAAAUAUCACAGGUGCGCUUGCACGGACUUCAUAUAUUACAGGUGCGCUUGCACGGACUUCACAUAUUACAGGUGCACCUGCACAAACUUCAAAUAGUGGACAAGUUGACGAAACAAAGAUUCUUGAAGAAUCUAGCUCCGACAAUAGCAAAAUUUCGGGACAACAUUUGGAGUUGCCUGAGUCGAAAAUUCUAAAAACUACCCGAUCGAGUUCAUUCACUCAACCUAUAACUGCACCAAAUAUGCUCGAAAAAGAUGAUGAUUAUAAUGCUCAUUUUACAUAUGAAUGUUAUUUGGCGCCACGUCUCAGUAAAUCGAAUUAUGCAUUUCAUGAUAUUUACUGGAAUUACGAGGAUGAUCGAGUAAUUAAUUAA
Acanthocheilonema viteae is the source of this 1140-nucleotide messenger RNA. NCBI's taxonomy places the organism in Eukaryota, Metazoa, Nematoda, Chromadorea, Rhabditida, Onchocercidae. The record is from the annotation of a GenBank genome assembly.